GGAGUAUGAGUAUGAACCAGAACGAACUUUGGAAAAUCGUACGACUGUCACGUGAGUUGAGUGUAUCAUAGGAUUGAAGUUGUCAAGAAGGAAAUUGUAUUAUAAGGUGGAGCCGCAGAAAAAAUGGACAAAUUUAUAGCUGCUGUUAUCCUGGUUGUGUGUAUGUCUGUAGAUUUUAGCUCAGGCAAAACACCGUUCCAUACUUGUAAAAGUGGAUCAUCUAAAGUAACAAAUGUAGUUAUUCCAGGAUGUGAUGCUCCCCCUUGUAAGCUGAAGAAAGGAUCAAGUGCUGCCAUGUCAAUAUCCUUUACUGCAGGAGAGGGGUAUACAAAGGUAACAGCAAAUGUCCAUGGUGUAAUAAGCUACAUACCAGUUCCAUUUACACCACCAAAUGUGGAUGGAUGUCAUAAUAGUGGUCUAACCUGUCCUUUGACAAAGGGAAAGAACUACGUUUACAAUAAUACAAUUCCCAUUAAAAGCAGUUAUCCAAAUUUGCAACUUGUAGUAGAAUGGGAGCUUCUAGAUGAGAACAAUAAAGACAUUCUAUGUAUUGAAAUUCCAGCUGAAAUAGUUGAUUAAGAUACUAAAGUGCAUGAACAACCUAAACAAGGACAUCUAUGAUAUUUAUUUUCCCAUUCCAAAUUAAACAUUAUGUAAGGGAGGUAAUCACUCAAUUAAUUGUACAUUUUCUAUAAAAAAAAAUUAAGAAAAAUCUCCCAUCAUUUAAUGACAACAAUAUUUUCAAAAAGUGACUUCUGAAUAAAAGAAAGUCCAGGUAAUUAACGAACCUUACAUUUAGUAGUUAAAACAUGUUUUAGCAUUGACUGAAGAGGGUGUCAUCCCUCUCUUACAGUAUACACAAGAGGAUUUAGUUUAAAUCAAUGUGUUGUGUGAAUUACCCACCAAGGCAAGGGUGAAGUUUUACUAGCUCAUCUUGUGUGUACUGUAUAUUAUUACAAUGUACCUGCACAACUUUGUUCAAUGUUGACCAAAUCUCAGAAAAUAAUAUUUGUUUUGUUAAACAUUUGUUACGUUUACUAUGAUAUUGUUAUGUACAUAUAUGUGUUCCAUAGGAUGGAGCAAUUUAACAUUUUUCUGUAGACAAUUCAAAUUGAUUAUUAGAGACACACACAAUUUUAAGAUGAAGCAUCAUUUUCUCCUAUAAUAUAUGACUACUUGCCUUAUUUGAAAAGAAACUUGCUAAAAUCAAAAUAAUAAUAUGCUUCCCUACCAUGGUUAAAAGGAAAGUAAAAUUCUGAGACAAUUGCAACAGCAAAUUAUGUUUCCAAAUUGUCAGUAGAGCAAGAUUUACCAAUAUCCAAAUUUAAGAAAAAGAGCUCAGAUUUAAUUUAAAAUCUGAAGGCAAAUGUGCAUAUUUAUUUUAUAUAAAAAAAUAACACAAUGAUAUUUUUUUUAUUCCGGAAAAUUUAAACAAAAUAACUUUACUAGACAUGUUACUUGUACAUUUUUGUUUACAUGUGUUUGUUGUUAUUUUUGAAAGUCAGAUUUGAGAUGAAUGGGUUGGUUGUUUAUGCUUUUCCUGAUGUAGGAAAGAACAAAUUGAAAUCUUUGAUUGAUUUCAUUAGUGUAUUAAUUAAAAAUGAUUAUGUUGGUUUUUUUUCUUGAUCUGUAUUUAGAGUAUUUUUGAGAAAAUGUCUGAAUUGCGUGGAAUUGAAUGGUACAAAAAUGUAUAAGAGUGUUGGUCAUCUAACUUUUUAUAGCUUUAAAUACUAUCAAAGUUUACUCAAAGAUUAUACUGUAAAUGUUUGUUAACUCAUAGCAUAGAAUGGGUAAUUGUUAAAAAUGCAUAAUAUGGAUUUAUAUCAACAAGAACAUAUUUGUAUAAUGAAACUAUGUUAUUAUUCUUAUACAUUGUAGUGUUCAGAUAAACAUAACUUUUUAACAAUUCUUUUUUUGGUGUUUUAAUGAAUGUCCUUAAAGCAAAUAAUCUUUUUUACUUAUUUUCUAAUUACAUUGUAGUUUGAUAUACUGUAUUAUUGACAGGAAGAAAUCUCUUUGAAAUAUGAUGAAUGAUCUGUUUAUGCUUUUGUAAUCUUUAAUAUAAGAGAAUAUCAAGCUUGCUUUUAUAUUGUCACUUCACAUUUAUAUACAAAUGAGCAUUUUAUAUGUCUAUUUUCAAUAAAAAAAUCUUUCUGUU
This is a messenger RNA of Mytilus trossulus (common blue mussel), 2158 nucleotides long. RefSeq names its product NPC intracellular cholesterol transporter 2-like. Gene Ontology annotation, molecular function: sterol binding. Lineage: Eukaryota; Metazoa; Mollusca; Bivalvia; Mytilida; Mytilidae. The transcript has 4 exons. The record is from RefSeq and is a predicted model, not a curated record. The coding region runs from base 124 to 579 and encodes 151 amino acids. Gene Ontology annotation, biological process: intracellular cholesterol transport.